UUUCUUAAGAAGAUUUUUAAUUUCAUGUGCAGAACAAAUUGAUCAAUCAUAAUUUCUGUUUAAAAUACCUCCCAUUGAUGAUUUUUCGUUGCAAAGUAGUAAUUAGACUCUAUUUUAACCGACCAAUUUAGAAACGUGAUGAUAUACGAUGAAUUACCGAUAUAUGCUCAUUACACACGCGAUUGGUUCACAUAAUUUGAUUAACGCUCAUGGCCGCAUGUGAGACAUGCGUUAUCACAUAUGCAUACGUCGAUGGAUCGAACAUGUAUGCAUAUUUUUUUAAGUUUAAUAUAGAAAAGUAUUAACUUUUUGAUAAAUAAUUCUUUUAAAUUAAAUAAAGAUAAAUACUAUCAUUUGAUAAAUAUUUUCAAAUCCUAAUAUUGCAAUAGGCCUUAGAAUAGAUUUAUAUUUUAUAUAUUUUAUCUUAACAAUUAUAAUGUACCCCAUAUUGUAAUAAAAUUUUAAUUGUGUCUUUUAUUGAUUUACUAUUGCGUGGUUCGUCAAAUUAUCAUUUCAUUUAUAAAUUUAAUUUAUUUCAUUUUUAUUCUUCUAUUAAUCGGAGAAUUUGUUAUGUGCAUAGCACUCAUGAAUAAUAAACUUAAUGUUGCGCACAUAUGCAACAUAUAUAUAUAAAGCAAAAAAUAAUUGUACAGCAUAUAUGGAUUUGUUCGUGUAAAUCAUGACAAACAUAUUUAAGUCUGCACACCGAAAAGCUGCAAUUUGAUGAUUUAAUUGAAGGUUACAGCGAAAAAACAAUGUGAUGACGAUAAAAUUAUGCAGCUGUGGAAAUAAUAACACAUUUAUUCAUUAAUAAGAUAAUGAAUAAAAUAGAAGUUAUUUAAUAUUUUUACAUAAAGUUAUAUCAUUGCAUUCAAGAAAGAAGGAGGUGCAUGCUUAAAUUCAAAUCAAAAUCUUUUUGAUUCAAAUUAAUUAAUUCAAAUAACAUUCACCACAAUAGAAAAGUUUUAGUAUGUUUCCAGCAUUCAUAAAAACAUUCUCGCAUUCUUGAAAAAUGCGUAAGUAUUAAAAACUUUUAUUUUUCGAUGCAAAAUAUUUGCAUUAUUUAUUUAUUUAUUUCUAUCUCUUACAAUAUAUCAAGUCAGAACUAAUUUUUUUCGUACCAUCGUAUUUUCGCUAAUACAUUACAAAUAAUGUAAUUCAAGUCACUGCCACGUAUCGAUCAGGAAAACUUGUGUGCAAAUUAUUUCAAAUUCAUUUCUCUUUCCUUCUGUGCGUAUGUUUGCUCUCAGAUCAUAAAGAAAAAAAAGGACAACAUGUUACUCCGUGUACGCAAGUGCGUCAUGUUCAAUGCUGAGGUAUAUAUCUUCUUCUUCGUGUGGCGCAUUUCUUCAGAUAUAUCCGAAAUGUAAAUAGCAGCAGAGUUCAUUUUCUUUCAUGAACCGGUAUAAAUUGUACAUCCGUCGACAGUAAGCUGAACUGGAGCUUUCUCCCUCGUUCGGUAAGAUUUUCAGAACAAUAUUCGGAAUAACAUAUAGUACGAAGACAUUGGUCGUAUCUUAUCUUUUUUAAUCACAAAUCAGAUUUUUAAUCAGAUAAAAAUUGUAGCAUUAUUAAUUAUCUGAUAUCGUUAUACAUCCUAAUGUUGUGUAUAUGCGGUUAUUAGCGCUAAUAAUCUUCACUUAUGAAACCAAAGUAGAUAGAGUUUUGAUUUCAUUAAACUCAACAAAUUGUAUUUAUAUUUCCUGAACUAUUGUUGAAUCAAUAAGUCAAGGAUUCAGACGUAAAUCAAACGGCAAUGCAGAAGCGAGUUCUCGUUUGACUCGUUAGCACCAUAUUAUUUUAUUUAUUCGAGAUUCAUUAUUUCCCGUUUUCCGUGAAACGAACUUUGUAUAAUUAGUCGGAUGUAGUGGGAUUAAAAGCGUUUGAUUCCUCCUUGGCUUCCUUAAAAGUUGGUCACUUCAUCGCAAACGCCUUCUUCGACGUUAAUCCACACAGUGUGAAUCCUGUUCGGAGCGGAGCGGUGAUGUCACACCACGUGUGGUCUCUUCUGUGUCGACGAAUAUGUUCCUGACCACACGCGAUGAGUUUCUCGAUUGGUGCAUGUAGUGUGGCUGUGCUUAUACGCAUGGUUCCUUGCCGAACAGUGUCGAGGAAAUGAGUGUAUCGCGAGUCCAAGACGCUCUGUGCGGUUCAUUCAAGACGAUCUGUGGUCCGUAGUGAUAGGAUAAGUCAAUUAACACCUGACUGAUCUAUCAUAUAAAUCAUCGCAGGCAUUACAUGUGUAAUAUUAUCGUACAAAUGCAUCCGAAAUGUCGAUUGCUCGAAGAUGCGAAGAGUCUACAUCAGUAUCCAGAUCUCAGGUAAUAUUUGAACAGAAAUUAAUUUGCAACGCAAGGACAAUUUGUCAGUGAUAUGAGAAAUAUAUCCUUCAUAGGGGAGACCAAAACAAAGUUUGAAGAUUUAAUUAAUUUACGUGAAUUCUUCACGUGACAAUCUUUUUAAACUCUUAUCGCGGGCUGUCAAAUGGUAACAAACAAUAAUAUAUAAUAAUAAACGAUAACUACGGCUAUAUAUAAUAAAAAAAAUAUUGAUAUCACUCUUUGUGUGUGAAAAAUUGAGACUUUCUUUUUCCAAAAUCCCAAGAGUUGCUCGAGUUUCUACAAUUAGGAUUAUUUCGAGCGAAAGCCACCGUUUCUCACGCUCUUCCGCGGAGUAACUUGCACUGACGAGAUGCGAGAUACGGGGACAACAUUGCAGUUUGCAUACCCAGUACUUACACCUGCCAAUGUGUGUAUGGUUCAACGAAAUUUCACUUGCUCCCGAUGGAGAAAUUUCUGCCGGGCCUUUCGCGCGUGUGAUACAUUCGCCAUGGUGGCAGAGGUAUCGAACUCGCCUCCGUGCUCUUCGAUCGUCGCAGCAAAAAUUUAUCACCGACGAGCAAUAAUGCACUUUCACGUGAAACGUUCGGAACUGAGCGCAGUGCAUUCUUUCCGAUGAUGAUCCGAUUUAUCAAGGUACUCCUCGGUGAGCGAGUAAAUGUCGGGAAAUUAAUUACUUUCGCGGAUCACGUCAUUCGACGUUACGCGCGCGACCGUGACAGGGUGAAUGGAUUUCUGAGGGGAUCGGGGGAAUUAAUUACGCGAGGUCACGAAUCGCCAAACGCUUAGUGUCACGUCGCAAGGUAAAGCUUCAAAACGAUGCCACGGGGUUACUAAUAAAAGUAUAGGACGCUCAAGCCGAUUGCGAAAUGCGCUUACAAUUACAAUGCCGGCGUGUACUAUUGUUUUUAAUGGUAUUCUCACAAAUCGCAAUUGACGUUUCGUUCCUCCCGUCGAAUGUUCAACGAUUACCACCAGGCAUGUCGAAACUCUGUCGCAAUCGUCAUCAAGCGAUUUACGUGCCCUUUCAUUAACAAGCAUGACGUCUGCUGUCUUUUUUAACAAUUAUCUGCGAUAAUAAUCGAACGUUAAUUCUAGGUAUGGUGUCUACGCGAGAAAUACAUAUGAUUGCACUCAAUGCCGCUCAACGUGGACCGCAGCGAAAUGAUUUAUUUCAUUAUUAUGCCAAGAACAAUCUGCGCAAACUCACGCACGAUUGAUACAGAUAUUCGUCACUCAUCAUAAUUCAACCCGUGUAAAAUACUUGAUCGAUGCAAUUCACUUGUCGAUACGACUUUUAUAUUCUUUCUCGUUUGCAGAUGAUCUUUAGACUGCAGACAUGCGGUGGUACGUGCUUCUCUCAAUCCUGACGCAAUAUGUUAUUGCUACUCCACUCAAAGCACAUCAGGCGCCUACUGAUUACUCGAUCAACGGAUGCUGCUCCUGCCACUUCGAGGAUACGCGGUACAUGAGUCGAGUUUGCGGGGGCACCAGUGCCUUUAUGACGCUAGUUCAGAAUGUAAUGUCCUCCAGAUGCGACAUCGCCGAUCCCUGCCGACGGUUGGGUAGGGACGAAGCACCGAACCAGAAUGAGUGGUUCGACUUCGUGGUCGUGGGCGCCGGUGUGGCGGGACCAAUAAUCGCGAGAAGAUUAAGCGAUAACGUAUGGCGGAAGGUUCUGCUUAUCGAGGCUGGUCCGGAAGAACCCACUAUGACAGCUAUACCUGGGCUUGCGUUCAACGCCGUCAACACGACCCUCGAUUGGAACUUCAAGACGGAGCCGACAUCACCGCACCCUACCGCUUGUCUGGAAACGAACGGCGUUUGUACUUGGCCGAGGGGCAAAAUGAUCGCUGGAACUGGUGGUUUGCACGGCAUGAUGUACGUGCGCGGUCAUCCUGAGAUUUACAACCGCUGGGCGAGAGCAGGAAAUCCGGGUUGGUCCUACAACGAGCUUAGUCAUUACUUUGAACGGGCGGAGAACCCGAUUGAUCCGAUGAUCUUGUCCAACAAGCCCAGGGCUCUAAAAGAAGGCGGCCCGAUGAGGAUCCAAUAUUACGGGCACAAGCCCGAGUUUACGGACGUGCUACUGUCAGCUGCCAGCGAGCUGGGCUACAAGACUUCCCAACUGAAGGAGUACAGUCAGACCGGCUUCAUGAUCGCACCGAUGACGACCGAGAACGGUAUGCGUCUCACAACCUCGCGGGCAUAUCUGAGACCCAUUCACAAUCGCCAAAACUUACGAGUAUUAACGAAUGCACAAGUCACGAAGAUCCUGAUCAGUCCGUGGGAGCAGAAGGCCCAUGGCGUGGAGUUGAUCGACAAGAACGGCCAAAAGAUAGUAGUGAAAUGCGGCAAGGAAGUGAUCCUGACGGCCGGCGCCAUUGGCUCGCCUCAUAUCCUCAUGAAUUCAGGCAUAGGUCCUAAAGAGGACCUCGCCAAGCUUGGUGUUGAGAUAUACAAGGACUUGCCGGUCGGCAAGAAUCUGCACAAUCACGUGUCCGUGGCGGUUCCUAUGAGCAUCAAAGACGUCCCGCAUGAAACCAUGAGCAUGGACGCAGUGAACCAAUAUCUGGAGAGUAAGACCGGCCCGUUGGCCAGCACUGGCAUCACCCAAGUCACCGCCUUUCUGGAGAGCAGUUAUGCGACCAACGGCAUACCGGACAUUCAGGUCUUCUUCGACGGUUUCAGCUCUACUUGCCCGAAAACUGGACUGCCGAACGAGUGUCCCAAUGGUAGGAUUGUCGAUUGUCCAACCAGGAGAAAGAUCGUGGCGAGACCUACAGUGGUCUACGCGGAGAGUCGAGGCGACAUGAAGCUUCGCUCGAAUGAUCCCUUAGAUCCGCCGCUUAUUUAUCCGAAUUACUUCACGAAUCAGAAGGAUUUGAACAUUCUACUCGAAGGUAUCAAGAAGAUCAGCAAGCUCGUCGAUACACCCUCCAUGAGAAAGUGGGAUCUUCGCUUGGAUCAAGAUAGAAGUCCACUGUGCAAAGACUAUCAUUUCGGCACGGACGCUUUCUGGAUGUGCCAAAUACGAGCGGAGACCGGACCAGAAAAUCAUCAGUCUGGUACAUGUAAGAUGGGACCGAGCACUGAUGCAAGUGCGGUUGUCGACUCGCAACUUCGAGUACAUGGUAUACCGAACAUUCGCGUCGCCGAUGCGUCAGUCUUUCCCAUUGUACCAAACGCGAACCCCAUCGCUGCCAUUAUGAUGGUCGCUGAAAAAGCAGCUGAUAUGAUUAAUAACGAUUGGCCGCAGAAUUAAUUAAUUCAGAUUACUUUGAAUGUACGUUGAAACUUUCGUAAAUUGAUUUAUGUACAUCGAUUGAUUUAUGUUAAUUGAUUUAUAUAAUAUACGUUUUGACGACCC
Ooceraea biroi (clonal raider ant) is the source of this 5709-nucleotide messenger RNA. RefSeq names its product glucose dehydrogenase [FAD, quinone]. Gene Ontology annotation, molecular function: oxidoreductase activity, acting on CH-OH group of donors; flavin adenine dinucleotide binding. Lineage: Eukaryota; Metazoa; Arthropoda; Insecta; Hymenoptera; Formicidae. The record is from RefSeq and is a predicted model, not a curated record.